AUGUCUGGGAAGCUUGAUAAGUCUCUCGAUGAGAUCCUCGUCAACCGUCGUCAGGGUGCUCGUCGUCGCAAUCGCCGUUCGGUUGCAUCAAAGCCUGCUGCAACUGCAGUUCCGGUUGGAGGAGUGAAAAAGACGACAAAGGCUGCGAAACCUGCUGGGAAGACCACCCAGGGUGGACACCCGGCCUCGACUGAGAGCAAGAUCAUGGUCAGCGGUUUGCCUUCCGAUGUGAAUGAGGCCAAUAUCAAGGAAUAUUUCUCUAAAUCCGCAGGUCCCGUCAAGCGAGUCAUGCUCACUUACAACCAAAACGGCACAAGCCGAGGCAUCGCAUCUAUUGUUUUCAGCAAACCCGACACAGCCGCCAAGGCCGCCAAGGAUCUGAAUGGACUGCUUGUUGACGGAAGACCGAUGAAGAUCGAGGUUGUCGUCGACGCAUCACAUGCCCCUGACGUUCCCGCACCCAAGCCUCUUGGUGAGCGUGUCGUACAGGUUAAGUCUCAGCCCAAACCGGCCACAGCUGCUAAACCCGCAGGUGCUGCUAAAGGACGUGGCGGCCGCCGUCGUCAAACUCGUAACCCCAACCGCCCUAAGCCCAAGACCGCCGAGGAGCUUGACGCCGAGAUGGUUGACUACUUUGCCGCCAACGAAAAUUCGGGCCCAGCUGAGGGCAAUGCUCCUGUGAACGGGGCCGCCCAGCAGCCCGCUAACGGUGGUGGCGAAGACCUUGGAAUGGCCGAAAUCUCUUAA
Molecule: messenger RNA, 747 nt
Organism: Aspergillus tanneri
Lineage: Eukaryota; Fungi; Ascomycota; Eurotiomycetes; Eurotiales; Aspergillaceae
Exons: 6
Coding region: 1-747 (248 amino acids)
Biological process (GO): mRNA export from nucleus
Cellular component (GO): nucleus
Molecular function (GO): mRNA binding
Source: RefSeq, a predicted model, not a curated record